Ochotona princeps (American pika) is the source of this 2862-nucleotide messenger RNA. RefSeq names its product ENAH actin regulator (gene ENAH). NCBI's taxonomy places the organism in Eukaryota, Metazoa, Chordata, Mammalia, Lagomorpha, Ochotonidae. The transcript has 16 exons. Gene Ontology annotation, molecular function: SH3 domain binding; profilin binding. The record is from RefSeq and is a predicted model, not a curated record. Gene Ontology annotation, biological process: axon guidance; actin polymerization-dependent cell motility; actin polymerization or depolymerization. The coding region runs from base 377 to 2824 and encodes 815 amino acids.
CCUGUGGAGCGGCGGCCGGGCGCGCGGCCCCGGCGGGCACCCCUCCGCGGGCGGCCGAGGGAGCUCCGGGAGGAGGAGAAGGAGGAGGAGGAAGACGAGGAGGAGGCGGUGGGAGGCGGCGGCCGCCGGGGGACCCGCUCCGCGCCUCGGCCUCUCCGCCCCCUCCCCAGCCUUGCUCCUGCCCUCUUCUCUCACACUCCGGGCCGGCGCCUCGGCUUUGUGCGAGGACAUGGUGUAGCUCCCCGGCCGCCGAAGGAGGAGCCGGACACUUGUCUCGCGGCUCGGAGCUGCGUCCCCGCCCCUGGAGGAGAGACCCUUUCGACUAGCGCCUCCCGCGUCUCCCGGCUGCUGGGGAAGCCUCGGCGCCGCCAGCACCAUGAGCGAACAAAGUAUCUGCCAGGCAAGAGCUGCUGUGAUGGUUUAUGACGAUGCCAAUAAGAAGUGGGUGCCAGCUGGUGGCUCGACUGGCUUCAGCAGAGUUCAUAUCUAUCACCAUACAGGCAACAACACAUUCAGAGUGGUGGGCAGGAAGAUUCAGGACCAUCAGGUCGUGAUAAAUUGUGCCAUUCCUAAAGGGUUGAAGUACAAUCAAGCUACACAGACCUUCCACCAAUGGCGAGAUGCUAGACAGGUGUAUGGUCUCAACUUUGGCAGCAAAGAAGAUGCCAAUGUCUUCGCAAGUGCCAUGAUGCAUGCCUUAGAAGUAUUAAAUUCACAAGAAGCAGCCCAGAGCAAGGUUACUGCUACCCAGGACAGCACUAAUUUGCGAUGUAUUUUCUGUGGGCCAACAUUGCCUAGACAAAAUUCACAACUACCUGCCCAAGUUCAAAAUGGCCCAUCCCAAGAAGAAAUGGAAAUUCAAAGAAGGCAACUACAGGAGCAGCAAAGACAGAAGGAGCUGGAACGGGAAAGGCUGGAGAGAGAAAGAAUGGAGCGGGAAAGGUUGGAGAGAGAGAGGUUAGAAAGAGAAAGGCUAGAGCGAGAGCGACUGGAGCAAGAGCAACUGGAGAGAGAGAGACAAGAACGGGAGCGGCAGGAGCGGCUAGAGCGGGAGAGGCUGGAGCGCCUGGAGCGGGAGCGGCAGGAGCAGCUGGAGCGGCAGGAGCAGCUGGAGUGGGAGCGGGAGCGUGAGCGCAGAGUCUCCAGUGCUGCUCCAUCUCCAGACAGCUCCCUGUAUAACGCUCCACUUCCUGAGUAUUCCAGUUGCCAGCCUCCUUCAGCACCUCCUCCAUCAUAUGCUAAAGUCAUCUCAGCUCCAGUGUCAGAGGCCACUCCUGAUUAUGCUGUAGUGACUGCUUUGCCACCUACUUCCACACCCCCUACACCACCACUGCGACACUCAGCGACACGUUUUGCAACAUCUUUAGGUUCAGCCUUCCACCCUGUUCUUCCCCAUUAUGCUACAGUUCCUCGUCCUAUGAAUAAAAACUCUCGACCUUCUUCUCCUGUGAACACACCCUCUUCUCAACCUCCAGCUACAAAGCCCUGUGCCUGGUCUACUUCCAAUUUUUCGCCCCUCCCUCCAUCUCCUCCAAUAAUGAUUAGCAGCCCCCCAGGCAAAGCUACUGGUCCAAGGCCUGUCCUCCCUGUUUGUGUCUCUUCUCCUGUGCCCCAAAUGCCUCCGUCACCGACAGCUCCCAACGGGCUGCUUGAUUCUGUAACAUACCCAGUGUCUCCACCGCCUACCUCAGGGCCAGCAGCUCCACCGCCUCCGCCGCCUCCGCCGCCGCCACCGCCUCCACUGCCUUCCCUCGCAUCACUCUCACACUGUGGAUCUCAAGCUUCUCCUCCAAGCACCCCUAUUGCCUCAACUCCCUCAUCCAAGCCUAGUGUUCUCCCUUCUCCCUCUGCAGCUGCCCCUGCCUCUGUUGAGACUCCUCUAAACUCUGUGCUGGGAGACUCCUCUGCUUCUGAGCCAGGCUUGCAGACAGCCUCUCAGCCGGCCGAGACUCCAGCCCAACAGGGCAUUGUCUUGGGACCACCUGCACCUCCUCCACCUCCCCCUCUCCCAUCAGGCCCUGUCCAGACAGCACUCCCUCCACCCCCAGGGCCUCCCCCACCCCCUCCACUGCCAUCCUCCUCUGGGCCUCCACCGCCGCCUCCCCCUCCCCCUCUUCCUAAUCAAGUGCCCCCUCCUCCACCACCACCUCCUGCCCCUCCCCUCCCUGCAUCUGGAUUUUUUUCGGGAUCCAUAUCAGAGGACAAUCGCCCUUUAACUGGACUUGCAGCUGCAAUUGCUGGAGCGAAACUUAGGAAAGUGUCACGGGUGGAUGACUCCUCCUUCCCCAGUGGAGGUAGUCCCAUUGGUGUGAACUCAGCAGCAUCCAAAACAGAUACAGGUCGUGGAAAUGGACCCCUUCCCUUAGGGGGUAGUGGUUUAAUGGAAGAAAUGAGUGCCCUGCUGGCCAGGAGGAGAAGAAUUGCUGAGAAGGGAUCAACGAUAGAAACAGAACCAAAAGAGGACAGAAGUGAAGAUUCAGAGCCUGUAACUUCUAAGGCCUCUUCAACAAGCACACCUGAACCAACAAGAAAACCUUGGGAAAGAACAAAUACAAUGAAUGGCAGCAAGUCACCUGUCAUUUCCAGACGGGAUUCUCCAAGGAAAAAUCAGAUUGUUUUUGACAACAGGUCCUGUGAUUCAUUACACAGACCAAAAUCUGCGCCCUCAUCCCAGCCCAGUGCCAAUGGAGUGCAGACAGAAGGACUUGACUACGACAGGCUGAAGCAGGACAUUUUAGAUGAAAUGAGAAAAGAAUUAGCAAAGCUAAAAGAAGAACUCAUUGAUGCAAUCAGGCAGGAACUGAGCAAGUCAAACACUGCCUAGACAGCCUACCGGAGGAGAGGACUUGAAAUUCCUACAAA